AUGUAUUCAAAAUAUGGAAUCCCGGAUGAACUAGUAUCCGACAAUGGUACGCAGUAUACAAGCAAGGAGUUCAAGGAUUUCACAAAGGAAUAUGGAUUCACCCACACCACAUCAAGUCCGUUGUAUCCAAAAUCAAAUGGACAAGCGGAGAGGAUGGUACAAACCGUCAAACGGAUUCUCAAGAAAAACAAAGAUCCGUACAUAGCAUUAAUGGAUUACCGUAACACGGAAAUUCAAGGACUAGGAAAAUCACCAGCACAGAUGUUUCUAGGACGUCGUCUGAAAACAAAAUUACCGACAACGGCAAAACUUUUGCGUUCCAUGAACAAUGACACUCAUGAGAAAUUGAAAUCUAGACAGCUAAACUUUAAAAGAUUUCACGACAGGAAUGCAACCAAGAACCUACCAGAUCUGCAAGCAGGAGACCGUGUAAUGUUGAAAGUACAAAAUUCGUGGAAACAUGCCAACAUCGAGUCAAAACAUCACCAACCGAAAUCGUUUAUCGUGUCAUGUGAAGGAAAGCAAUACCGUCGCAACCGAAGCAGUAUGAAACAAACAAAAUCGAUUAAAGAAACAUCCGAAGUCGAAGGAUUUGACUUUCAGCUUCCCGACAGUGUUUCUCAACAGAUUCCAGGAACUACUCGUCCGAACAGCGACAAUGCUAGUGAACAUCCGAACUGUGACCGCGAAACCGAACAAGCUCGAUGUACCCGUCCAAAACAAACUCUAUCGUUUCCAACUCCACCGCAAGAACUGAACAAAACGCGAUCGGGACGUACUAUCAAAGCUCCUGGCAAAUACGCAGACUAUGUUAUGCAGACAGUUUAA
Ostrea edulis (European flat oyster) is the source of this 828-nucleotide messenger RNA. RefSeq lists its product as uncharacterized. Lineage: Eukaryota; Metazoa; Mollusca; Bivalvia; Ostreida; Ostreidae. The record is from RefSeq and is a predicted model, not a curated record. Gene Ontology annotation, molecular function: nucleic acid binding. The transcript has a single exon. Gene Ontology annotation, biological process: DNA integration. The coding region runs from base 1 to 828 and encodes 275 amino acids.